GACAGUGCGAGCGUAGGAUCGACAGAGGGAAGAGUGGUAGAGUGGCUCGCCGGUCUUACCUGGUGUUACGUGCCACAGAAUCACUAGCCGGUCAGUCAGUGUACUGUCUCCUUCCUGCCCUUGAACGCUCGGCUGGACGGUGUUCUUUGCGCUCGCCUACCUCUCGUAGUGUCAACUGACAGAUUAAAGAGUACAACAAAGCCACCAUGUCGAGUCCGUCGCUGAAGGAUUUGCCAAAAGUAGCCUUAGACUUGAAAAGCGAGCUGGAGGGUUUCAACCAUGGCUGCAUGAAGAAAGCAGCGACCGCUGAGAAGAAUGUUUUGCCUUCCGCCGAAGACGUGCGACAAGAACGACAGCAUUCCGAAUUGAUCCACGACGUGGAAUCGUUUAAGCCAGAUCAAUUGAAACACGCCGACACAAAAGAGAAGAUUAUUUUACCCAACGCCAAAGACGUAGCCGCGGAGAAAACUCAACAAACGUUGAUCGCCGGCAUCGAAAAAUUCGACCAGAGCAGUCUAAAACGCACUGAGACCCAAGAAAAAAAUCCUCUACCUGACAAGGAUGUGAUCCAGCAGGAGAAGGGUAAACAACAGCUAAUCUCUGGAAUUGAAAAUUUCGAUCAGGCGAAACUGAAGCACGCGGAAACGCUGGAGAAAAAUCCCCUGCCAACCAAAGAAGCGAUCGAUGCUGAGAAAAUAGCUGCUUAAAGGAAGCUUUUGUGAUUCAAAGA
This is a messenger RNA of Nomia melanderi (Alkali bee), 730 nucleotides long. It is a transcript of the gene cib, whose product is annotated as thymosin beta cib. Gene Ontology annotation, biological process: actin filament organization. Gene Ontology annotation, cellular component: cytosol. The record is from RefSeq and is a predicted model, not a curated record. Gene Ontology annotation, molecular function: actin monomer binding. Lineage: Eukaryota; Metazoa; Arthropoda; Insecta; Hymenoptera; Halictidae.